ACUUAAUGUUUCUGUCUCUCUGUAGUCUCUAUGGCAAAUGACCUGGCAUGCAAAGGACUGGAUAAGAUAGAAAGGACCCUGCCGAUCCUACACAAGCCAUCUGAUCAGAUCGUCGCCAGUGCUAAAGAGGCAGUGACAGGAGCCAAGGAAGCCGUCAGCGGUACCAUGAACGGUGCCAAGGAGUCUGUCUCCUCCACCCUCAGUGAAGUGACGGACAGGACACGUGGAGCAGUGCAGGAAAGCAUGGAGAAGACCAAGACGGUGGUGAGCGGUGGAGUCCAAACUGUGAUGGAGAGCAGGGUGGUCAAACUGAUGAGCAGCAGCGUGGACACAGCACUGAGCACAUCUGAGACUCUGCUGGAGCAGUACUUACCUGAAACAGAGGAGGAAAGAGGUGAGGAUAAGGGAUGGACCGGGUUUACUGGCACUAGGAUAUUUUGCUGAUAUUUAGAUUGUGCUCAGCUUAAAGUUGUGAUAGAUUUUCUUUCCUAUUGUGCCAUAUAUCCGAGGAAAAUGAUUCCUCAAAUGAGAAAAAAUGUUCAUAAAACGCAUAAAUAUCUAUGCAUAUAUAUAUUGACUCUUACAUAAGCACUUGUGAGAA
Messenger RNA from Sinocyclocheilus grahami, 601 nucleotides. RefSeq names its product perilipin-2-like. Lineage: Eukaryota; Metazoa; Chordata; Actinopteri; Cypriniformes; Cyprinidae. The transcript has 2 exons. The record is from RefSeq and is a predicted model, not a curated record. Gene Ontology annotation, cellular component: lipid droplet; cytosol. Gene Ontology annotation, biological process: positive regulation of triglyceride storage; lipid storage. The coding region runs from base 31 to 444 and encodes 137 amino acids.